Messenger RNA from Dentiscutata erythropus, 873 nucleotides. The record is from the annotation of a GenBank genome assembly. Lineage: Eukaryota; Fungi; Glomeromycota; Glomeromycetes; Diversisporales; Gigasporaceae.
AUGAUAAACAAUUUCGCAUUACCACGUUUUCCUAGCUUUUAUGGUCAUUCAAAAGAACCAGAGCAUGUUUUAACAUCUGAUAAUCGUCCAUGGAUGUCAACUCAAUAUUUUAAGUUUAAAUUGAUAACAAGUGAAAGUAUUAGUGUAAUAACCAAUACUUUUUUACAGGCGAUGUCACCAAAUAAUGUGCAAAAUAAUAUAAUAUAUGAAUUUAUGGCAGCAACCACGCGGCACAUACCAUAUGGGUGUAAAGGAGACAAAGAAAUGACUAUAGUUAUGAAAACUGAUCGUAUAAUUAAUUUACCAUACGUGAACAGUUUCAAUUUUGCCGAUGCAUUGAGAGAGGCCAUAUCACUGCGUUAUAUUUAUACCGACCGUUUUGAUAUGUAUGUUGAGGACACUACACGAUAUAGAAGUACACUCGACAAACUUGUCGAUCAUCGGAACAUUCAAGUAACUUGUUCAUUAAAAGGCUGGGAAAUAACGAAUGUUUCGAGAGACGUGAUGAAUAAUAAUACUACAAGAGUUGUUACGCAGCACUAUAACUGGGAUGGCGUACGUCUAGCAUCUAAAAUGCUAAACAGAAGUAACUCUCACCAAAUAAUUAACGCUUUUAUCGCUAAGAUUUUUGAAUUAGAUAAAUUUAUAUAUGUUAAUAUGUACACAGGAAGAAGAAAUAAAUUUAAUCGCAAAAUUUACAAGCGAGUAAAGCGUAAAGUUUAUAACGGUCCUUCUAUUCCUUUUGAUGUAUAUCUUGAUAUUUUUAUUAAAUAUUCUAGGAAUUUAAAUUUCGCAGGAGUGUAUACUGAACUAUUUAGUAAAGAUAGUGGGAUGUUAGAUGUAAUAAUAGAAUUUAACGGUCAAAGAGUUUAA